Molecule: messenger RNA, 6276 nt
Organism: Cimex lectularius (bed bug)
Lineage: Eukaryota; Metazoa; Arthropoda; Insecta; Hemiptera; Cimicidae
Product: HEAT repeat-containing protein 1
Exons: 26
Coding region: 105-6242 (2045 amino acids)
Biological process (GO): maturation of SSU-rRNA from tricistronic rRNA transcript (SSU-rRNA, 5.8S rRNA, LSU-rRNA); positive regulation of transcription by RNA polymerase I
Cellular component (GO): small-subunit processome; t-UTP complex; 90S preribosome
Molecular function (GO): snoRNA binding
Source: RefSeq, a predicted model, not a curated record
UUGAGGUUACAGCAAGGUAGCCGUCAACAAUCCGACACGUGCUUGUUUGGUUGUUAUUUUAUUUUAUUAUUUAAGCAAAGCAGUAAGUCCCGUGCUUAGCAGCGAUGCCGAUCACGUCCUUAGCAGCGCAGCUCAAGCGCCUCGAAGCCCCGCAGACGAAUCUGCUGAUACACAAGAAGAAAAAGGCGUCCUUCCUGUUCGACUCCAAAGAAGCAGCACGCCUCGACAGAGACACCUUUUAUGAAAUCGGAAUCAGUGGACUUGAAGAGCUGAAGGCAUUGAAUCCAAAUUUUGCAUCAUUUGAAACGACUCUGUUUGAUGUUACUUCCAAAGGAUUUGAGCGUUCAAUGGAAACGCAAGAAACAAAUGAAAAGCUGAACUAUCACAUUAGAAAUUUCCUGGUGUUAUUAUCGCCUUAUUUUCUAAUUAAAUCAUCACACAAAGCAAUCGAAUGGCUUAUUAAUAGAUACCACAUACACGAGUUUAAUGUUGAUGAUAUUAUGUUUCUUAUACUCCCGUAUCAUGAAACGAUGCAGUUUGCAAGGAUGCUGCAGUUGAUUCCGAUCCAAGAGCAAGUCGGAACUUGGCAUUGGUUGUACAACGUCAAAAGGGAAGGCGUGCCACUAUCAAAAAUAGCCUUGUUAAAUAGAACUGCAAAAGACAUGUCAUUUUUAAAAUUUGUCGCAAACAUGCCAAUCGAUGCUAUCAAAGUAUAUUAUUCUCAAUCAAUUAUCCAUGGAAAUAAAGCUCACAGUUUAGCCACACUUUAUGGGUUUUAUUGUACAACUGUAAUAGGAGGUUUGGAAUAUUCAGAAACUAUCACGGAAAUUCACAUCAGCCAUUUGUUGCCGUCAUUGAUGGCUGGUUUGAGCUCAACAGUACCUGACUUCACAGCGUCAACAUACAUGAUAAUUGCUAGCCUGUCUACAAAAGCUUGCCUUGGGGAAAAAAUUUUACAUGGUCUAUUUAAUAAGAUAUGUAAAGUGGAACAUAAAAAGUUAUACUCAGAAACAACGCUCAUAUUGGUAUUGCUGUGUCAAAGUUCUUUAAAAAAAGUCAGUUUGCCAGAAGCAGCAUUAAAAAAAUUAGCAUCCACUGACUGGCUUUUGUCAAGCCUGACUACACUUAGCAAACAAAACAUCCUUAUAAUUCCAUUUGUGGUUUGUCUUUUACGUUCUGCUAUCAAACUUGUCAUUCAAGGAGGGGAAGAGUUAAAACCUUUCGUUCAAAGUCUGUUGAAUCAACUUCAGCUCGACAAUUCAGAUGCCCAAGAAAUUUUCAACUGCCUUUUAGAAGAAUUCAACGAAGAAUGCGAAGAAUCGAUUUUAUGCUGGUACAGCACUCUGGUAAGGGAACUCGAAAAAAGUUUCCCUAAUGUUUUUGAUGUAACUGCUUCCCGAGCUCUUUCAGCGAAAGGAUCAAAGGGGGCUGUUGCUUUAGAAACCUUACUGGGUGUGAAUAUAUCAAGAAAUGACCUGUAUGAAAAAUUAGUUCAUACUAAUGAAGAUGUCAGAGUUUCUGCUAUUAAGCACAUCACCAAACAUUUAGAACCUGAACAGUUGGGAUGGUUGAGACAAUCUUUGUUAGAAAGGUUCAAAGAUGAUAGCUACAGGGUUGUUAAAAUGCUGCUUUCGAUGCCACAACCUUUAAUCAAUUCUCUUUCGCCUGAGGGGCUAUUUGAAAACUUAAUUGUCGUGAUUUCAAAAUUUAGCUUUCACCUAGUGAUUCUGAAAAAUGCCAUAUCCAUGUUAAUGUCGAUGGUCACUCCUGAAAAUCUAUCAGCAUUUGUCCUAGCAGCCUUACCAGAGAUACUGCCUAUAAUAAAACAUAAAGUUUUAAAGGAUAUCGACAUACCUGAAUUCUGUAGUUUUUUCUCCACUAUCAAAAGAUCUGACGAAGAAGCAGAUCCGGGAAAAAUUGUGUGGAGUGUUUUGGCCAGAGAAGGAGUAUUGCCUCCAAUUGACAAUAUUUUUACUGCUUUUGAAAAAUCUUUGCUUUUUACAAAUAAUAGUCGUUACUGGUUUGCCAUGUCUUUGAUGGUAGCUAACAGCAUUCCUGCAAAACCUGAUCCUACGAGGGUCAAGAAAAUAGUGAAUUUCCUCCUUGAUUAUCUUAAAUGCCACAAGAUGUGUGUUGAAAAUGAUGGAGAACUAUUAAAUGAAAAUACCAUAUGCCAAUGCUUGAAUAAAUCAAAGGAAAGGCUUCCAGUUGAAGGUGCAUUGUAUGCUUUAACUGUUUUGACAUCAAAAACACUCAAUACACAAAAACAUUUGAAAUCUCCUUGGUUUGAUUUCAACUCAAAGGGGAAUAUUUUUACAUUAUUUGUUUACAAAGUGAUUCAUGAAGGAAUCCAAUCUCAGAAGAAACAAAUCAAAAAAGCUUUUUCGAAAACCCAAAUUAUUUUCCUUAAGAAUCAUUUUCCAAAUGUGGAAACGCAGAUAAAUUUUCUCCUCAACGCACUCAUCUAUGACUCUUCUCUUGGACAAAAGUGUAUUUCCUUGAUUGAAGAUAUAAUAAGAAAUGACGAAAGCUUGCUAUCUACUCUGAUAAAACAAGAUUCUGCAGUGGUACCUGCGUUGAUGAUGUUACUUGGAUCUAAGGAUGAGCCUGUCCGAACUGGAGUUAUCAAUAUUAUUCAGAUUAUCACUGGUUCUCUGGCAAAUGAAUUUUACAGACCUCUUUUAGACGAGCUUGCAGCUUUUGCUAUUGAACUGAAGCUUGACCAUGAGCAAAUUGUUAUUUUUGCUUAUUCGCAUUUGUCUCCGGUGAAAGAAAUUUCAUCUAUGCUUAGUACAUCAAAGCGAGAAAGCUUUAGACAAGUAUUAACAACCCUUUUAUCCACCAUUACUUCUGUUUCCACACCAAUGUACAUUAAAGCCAAGUUGUUACAGAUUUUAGAAUUUGUUCAGUCCGAGGAAUUAUUCUAUGAACUUCUUCCUUUAGCCAUGGAACUUCUCAAUGAAACGAAAACUUUAAGUGAAGUCGAAUCGACAGUGCUCUCUUUUAUUCUGAAAAGAUUUAAUCCACAGAUCAUUAAUUGUGUGAAUGAGCCGAAGAUUUGGGAUUUUCUCGCUAAAGGAUUCUCUGAUCACAGGAUGCAAAUGGACGAUUCUGAGGCCGGCAAAAAAAUUUGUCCUGCCGCUGUUUUAAUGAAUCAGAUAUCAAGAGAUUUGUUUGAGAACAUGCCUGAACCCAAAAUGGAAAAUCAAGAGAAACUCUUAUGUCUUAUUAUAACAAAUAUAACCGAUUCUGAAAAUGCCCAAGUGAUUUCAGCUUGUGCCUCGUUAUUUAAGAGAAUUGCUAUUGACUGUAAAAUUCUGGUGUCUUUGUUAUAUCCCAUGAUCACCGUGCAGGCUCCUCUUCUGGCGGAGAAAAAGGGUUUACGCCCCAGAUUGAGAAAAAGUAUUGCUGCCAUUCCAUCGUUAGAGAUUUUAGAAAGUCUUGAAUGGAAAAAAGGAGUUUGUCUGCUUGAAAUGACUCAGAAUAAAAAGAAGUUAACAUCGAUAAAUUUACUUUUGCCAGUUUUAUUCAACAUUCUAAAAAAAUGUCUACAAUUUGAGGAACAAGGGCCAGUAGAAUAUAAUAAACAGUUGGUCCUAUCCAGCAUUCUCCAUUGCUGUGAACGUCUGACUGAAAAAUCAGAAAAUAUUGUACUAUCGCAGGAAACAUUGCACGUCGAUCUGGUCGUAGAUUGUCUUAGGGCUUCUCACAACCCUCAGACACACCAUCACGCCCUUUUGACCCUGACUUACAUCGCCCAUCUCAUACCUGAACAAGUUCUACACAACAUAAUGGCGAUAUUUACUUUUAUAGGAUCUUCUGUACUGCGGCAAGAUGACGCUUACAGUUUUCAAAUAAUAGCAAAAGUUAUUGAUACGAUCAUACCAGUAUUAAUAAAGACUUCAUCGCAUCAAGAGCUAGAACUGUCGGUCUGUAAUGUGAUCAGGGUAUUUGUUGCCGCUCUGCUUGAUGUCCCUGAGCAUAGAAGAAUACCUGUAAUGCGUAAAUUAAUGGUUACAUUGGAGGAUGGAAAAUAUUUAUGGAUAUUCCUCCUUUUAGUGUUUGAAAGCCAGGUUUUAAGACCAACCACACAAUCCACCGAACUAAGCAAUUUUGGCCUUCAAGAAAAUACUGUUCUACCCAAGAAACUUGAUAUAGCACUUCAGAUAUGCGGAGAAUUCCCUCCACCUGUCAUUUUAUUGACCUGUCAUAAACUUUUAUUGCACGUUUCAGCAUUGCCAAACAAUAAGGAUGAUAAAAACGUCCAAAAAGUUAAAGACAAUCUAAUAUUAUCAAUAUUUAAUGUCAAUGAUAAUACUGGAAAACAAUUACGACAUUAUAAAUACACACUUGUUAUGUUCAUGUCUUAUUUACUUUCUUCAAACACUUUUGUUCUACAGAUAGCAGAAUUAGCUGAAGAUGAAAGUGAAUCUUUGGAAGGACUUUUUGAAGUCAUUCUUGAACAAAAUUUAAUAUAUAUUCGAAGUGUUCUUAAACAGGUAGAACUUUCUUCUGGGCAGCCUACGGCAAAGUACUGGAAGGCAGUUUUAAAUCAGACAUAUGACAUUCUAGACAAGAUCAAUGCUUUAUUGCCGACUGCGAUGUUCCUAAGGGUUGUUAAGAGUUUGAUGAACAACGAAUUAGAGGCCAUUAGGAGAAAAGCCAUAGAACUUUUAGGCUGGAGGUUACAGCAACCCAGGCCCGUACCCACUGAGGUGCUCAUUGGGCUUCUCAAACCGCUCAGGUUGUGUUUGGACACAAUUUCGCCACAGGAAGUCUCACAGGAUGUCCAGCUUACACAGCAAACAGCUCUUUUAGCCAUGAAAUUAAUGGCUAGACAUCUUGCCCAUAUUUACAAAGACGAGUUCAAAAUGGUUUUGGUGAAGUUAUCAGGCAUUAUUUCACUUGAAUUUCCUCCUAAUUGGGCUCUUAUAGGAUCUCUUGUUUUGUGCAUUGGCGAAUUGACCACAGCCCUCAAAGCACAUUCUCUUUUUCAACUUCAAGUUUUUAUGCCUGCCAUUAUAAAACAAUUGCAGAACCAUAGAAAAGAAGAAGGAAAUGAAUUGCUUCUACUAAGCAUUGUCACAUCCGUGCAGAAAAUAGUUGACUGUUUAGUUUUAUUCAUUAGUCCAUAUAUUGAUUCCCUUUUGUAUGAAUUGAGUCUGUUAUCGGCGAAAUUUUCCGGUGAACAGCAAGAGUCACCUAAAUCCCAUUUGGUCCAAAAACUCAAGAUGAUAAGGCAAAAAUUAUCUAGUGAAACUCCAAAUCGUGUUCUAGUGCCAGCAGUAUCAACUUGUUUUACAAAACUAAUCAAACAUAAUGCAUUUUCUGGUGUUUCACCCCUCAUGUCCAUACUUUCUGAAAGUAUCACAUCAUCCUCUGAUUUGACAGUAGAAAUGACCAACUUUUUCCUGACUGCUCUACAAUUUAGAGCGAAUUUUCCUGAGCUGCCUUUAGAUCAAAUUGAAUCAGUCGAGACACCUGUUAUUUCGUCGUUGACUGUAAUGGUACUUAAACUGUCGGAGGCUGCUUUUAGACCUCUGUACCAUAAACUGUACGACUGGGCUGUUAGAAAUACAGACCAAACCGAACGUGCUAUAACUUUUUACAGGUUGUCGGGUAAAAUAGCGGAAUCGCUGAAAAAUCUGUUCAAUCUUUUCGCUGGUAUUUUCGUGGCGAAUUGUUCCGAAUUAUUGGAACAAAUAAUUUCAAGCAAACAAAAAGAGGAAUGCUACGCAGUAUUUGAGGGAGAAUUCGGCGAAGAAAAAACUUGCUUGCUUCUCGACUGCAUAUUGAAGACUUUACUUACAAUAUUUACUUACGAUUCUCAAAAUUUUAUAACAAAAGAAAGAUUCAACAAUUUAGUUCAUCCACUUGUCAAUCAGUUGGAGAAUGAAGUUGGAGGUGUGGAAAUGUGGAAAGAGCGUUGUGAGAAGCUUCUUACACCCUGCAUCGCUCAGAUGUCUACAUCAACUUCUGACGAUUCUUUAUGGAAACAGUUGAAUAACCAAGUCCUUUUAAAAACACGACAUGAAAAGUCACACGUAAGAUUGGCAGCCUUGAGAACAAUUUGCAAACUAGCGGAGAAACUUGGAGAAGACUUUUUACCACUUCUUCCUGAAACUGUACCUUGCCUAGCUGAACUUCUUGAAGAUGACGAAGAAGAGGUUGAAAAAGAAUGUCAAAGAGUUGUAAACGAAAUGGAAGUUAUUUUAGGAGAACCGAUACAAAAAUAUUUUUAAUUUGUAAAUACUUUACACAUUAUGUAUAAAAUAA